AUGUGUGCAGGUAAACAGUCCACGUCCCAAAAGAAUUCACUCUGGAGCAAGGCAAUAUUUUACUGGAUACCUCGUAUCUGUUACUAUACACAUACCAAACCCACUAGCAAAGGAAACAUCUGGUUGUUUCGUCCACUAAAACAACAAACUAUCCAAUUAGGAUCUUAUUUGGUACCAGAUGGAUUACUUGAUAAAUUGCUGCCAUAUGAGACAUUACUAGGAAUGGGCUAUUUGUGA
Messenger RNA from Theileria orientalis strain Shintoku, 237 nucleotides. RefSeq lists its product as hypothetical. The transcript has a single exon. The record is from RefSeq and is a predicted model, not a curated record. Lineage: Eukaryota; Apicomplexa; Aconoidasida; Piroplasmida; Theileriidae. Bases 1 to 237 code for a protein of 78 amino acids.